AGUAUUUGUUGUUGUUUUCGUUGAGCAGAAUAAGUAGACCAGACGACAUCUUUGAAAUUGAUCGCAUUCCUGUACGUUAUGACUGUCUUUUGAGCUAAAAUUGUUCACCCCGAGCAUUUGUUUUGAGAAAGUUGACGACACACUGGACCGUUGGUUUAUAUCUGGAUUUGUCCUGUUUUGAGUGAAACUUGUUUUUGUCUUUUUCAAAGAUGGGCAGUCAGUACCAACGCUCAGUACCACUAGAGGUGAGGAGAGCGGAGGGCGAGAGAGUUCGGGCCAAACAUCCUGACAAGAUACCGGUCAGUAUGACAACUGGCUUAUUUAUCAAUAACAUGUUGUAUUUACUGAGGGGAGAGGAGAAGGUCCCCCCCCCGCUGGGACAAGAAGAAAGAGAAAGUGCCUCAGAUUUAACAGUGGGCCAGUUGUGCUUCCUGAUCCGUCAGCGUGUGUCUUUGAGACCAGAGGAGGCACUAUUCUUCUUCGUCAACAACUCCCUUCCCCCAUCCAGCUCCCCUCUUUCUGCUGUAUAUGAGGAGCACCAUGAGGAGGACCUGUUUCUCUACAUGACCUACAGUAAUGAGAGUGUGUAUGGUGCCUGAGGGACGACAAAAGACUGGAGAAAGAGACAAAGAGAUAAUGAGAGGUGACUAAGUGAGAUUGUCUGAGGAAUAAAGAGUUAAGGCUAUUUGUAAUGUUUCACACCACUAUUAUUUUCUAUUAUAUUAGUUUUGAUAAGUAACUACAGUACAUGGUGGAAGAAAGGCUUUGCAAAAGGCAGAGUUUGCUGGUAGGGUUUCAGCUUUGUCAGUAUUUCGGGGUUGAGCAUAAUGCAUUUUAUUACACUUCACGUUAUGUUGAUUCCUUAUAUGGUGGAAGGAGAAAGAGGAAAGUUGAAAAGAAAGAAAUAACGCAUUGAAAAGGAAGUUAUUGUAAUUAUGUUGAGAGAACUCUCGUUAUCUUUCUCAGUCAUCUGUAUUUAAUGCAAAUAGUAUUUUUUCUUUUGUAAAUUAAUACCAAUUUUUUGUGGAAAAUAAAGAUGAAAAUGCAAAAAUUCA
This is a messenger RNA of Xiphias gladius (swordfish), 1055 nucleotides long. RefSeq lists its product as uncharacterized. Gene Ontology annotation, biological process: autophagy of mitochondrion; macroautophagy; autophagosome assembly. NCBI's taxonomy places the organism in Eukaryota, Metazoa, Chordata, Actinopteri, Istiophoriformes, Xiphiidae. Bases 210 to 599 code for a protein of 129 amino acids. Gene Ontology annotation, molecular function: ubiquitin protein ligase binding; GABA receptor binding. The record is from RefSeq and is a predicted model, not a curated record. Gene Ontology annotation, cellular component: cytosol; autophagosome; autophagosome membrane. The transcript has 5 exons.